This is a messenger RNA of Culicoides brevitarsis, 2059 nucleotides long. RefSeq names its product negative elongation factor B (gene NELF-B). Gene Ontology annotation, biological process: negative regulation of transcription elongation by RNA polymerase II. The record is from RefSeq and is a predicted model, not a curated record. The transcript has 2 exons. Gene Ontology annotation, cellular component: nucleus; NELF complex. Lineage: Eukaryota; Metazoa; Arthropoda; Insecta; Diptera; Ceratopogonidae. The coding region runs from base 118 to 1893 and encodes 591 amino acids.
CCAAGUCACUAUUGAGACGAAUGAAAUUGAUAAAACAAGCCGAAAAUUGUUUUGAUCCGAGAAUUUUACAAAAAAAUCUCGAAAAAUCCUUGAAAUUAACUAAAAAUCAUCUUCAAAAUGAGCACAAGUACGAGAACUGGCGGCACAGCUCUCGAAGAAGUCGAUAUUCCGGGGCAAGCUUAUCUGCGGGAAGCAUUAACGAGUUGUAUUGAUCCUCUAAAAGCGAUUGAAACAUUCCAACUCGAAAACGGAAUUUUACUCCCGUCACUGCGCCCGAUGUUACCGCUUCUCGACUUGCACGGCGUGAAACGUUUAGAUUUCCAUAAUUCCGUGUUGGAAGAGCUUCGGGACAAGCUUGUGCAACAAAUUUCGCAACUCGGCGAGAAGGGCGGCAAAGAACGCGAUAAAAAACUCAAAGAUUUGCUCGUCAAAAGCUUCCCCGUGGUCCGUGUCAAAGCUUUACGUCCCGUUGUGAUGUCAAUUUUGAAGAAUAUUCCGCACAUCGAGGACAAAUACCUUCGAAUUUUGGUCCGGGAUCGUGAAUUAUACGCCGAUACCGAUACGGAGGUCAAACGGCAAAUUUGGCGCGACAACCAAAGUUUGUUCGGAGACGAAGUUUCGCCACUUUUGUCGCAAUACAUCCGCGAAAAGGAGAACGUUCUCUUCGAUCACACCAAUUUAAACAAUUUAUUUUUCACGCCGACCCCAAAAACGCGUCGCCAAGAGGAUGUCGUGCAAAAACUCGCUCACAUGAUCGGCAACAGUGUCAAAUUAUACGACAUGGUGCUUCAAUUUUUACGAACUUUGUUCCUCCGGACACGAAAUGUUCAUUAUUGCACGUUACGAGCGGAACUUUUGAUGGCGCUGCAUGACUUGGAUGUCCAGGAAAUCAUCACCGUGGAUCCGUGUCACAAAUUUACGUGGUGCUUGGAUGCCUGUAUCCGCGAAAAAUCCGUCGAUAUCAAGAGAUCUCGUGAGUUGCAAGGAUUUUUAGACAAUAUUAAGCGAGGACAGGAACAAGUUUUGGGCGAUUUAUCGAUGACGUUGUGCGAUCCGUUUUCGAUAAAUUUUUUAGCGACCUCAGCGAUUAAAAUUUUGCUCCAUCUGCAAAAUACGGAGGCCCUGCCGCGCGAAAAUACGGUCCUGAUACUGCUUUUGAGGAUGUUGGCGCUCGGUUUAAGCGCCUGGAUCAUGAUUGACAGUCAAGAUUUCAAGGAACCCCGUUUAGAUAAUCAAGUUGUGACGAAAUUCUUACCUGCGUUGAUGUCUUUGAUGGUUGACGACCAAGUUCGGUACUUGCAUUCACGAUUGCCGCCCGAUGAGCGUGAAAGUGCGAUCACAAUUAUUGAACAUUCGGGUCCUGCGCCCGAAACUAUCGAAACUUUCAUCCAAGAAGGCACCGUAGCUUCCAUUUUAGCCAUGUACUAUACGCUCCAUACGGCAAAACAAAAAGAUAAAGUCGGUUUAUUGCGAAUUUUGGCAGUUUUAUCGAGUUGCAAGGACGAUCGCGCUUACGAAGAUCCAUUUUUGCACUCCCUCGUGGCGUCGCUGAUCAACAUGGCGGACGAAUUCGCAAAUGAGGAUUUUUGUACGGUACUUUUCGAUGAAUUUUUGUUCGCUGGAUUGACCAGAGAUAAUGUCACGAGACACAUGUUGAAGCUUUUGUGGUAUAUUCAUGCGAAAUUGCCGCCCACGAGACUGCAAACGAUGAUGAAGGCACUUCAGCCGACGGUGAAUCAUCAUGAAAAUGUCCAUAAAUUGUACGAAGCGCUAAAUGUGAAGAUUGGAGGAGCGCCAUCGACAAAUCCAGCGGGACAUGAUGGGAUAUCGCAAUCGACGCCGAUGGAAAUGGAUGUCGAUUCGCCGCUGAAGGACGUCUUGAGGAUGCAAUAAACUGAAUUUUGUAUCACAGUAACAUCUUUAUUUCUUCAUUUUUGUGUUUUAGAUUGAUUUUUAUAUUUUUUUUUUAGGAUUUCUUCUUUUUUUUGUAAGACAUGCAUUAAACGGUUAGGAUAAAUAUAAUAAUAAUAAUUAAUAAAUAUGUAUAAUUAAAAAUAUC